Molecule: messenger RNA, 2977 nt
Organism: Hydra vulgaris (swiftwater hydra)
Lineage: Eukaryota; Metazoa; Cnidaria; Hydrozoa; Anthoathecata; Hydridae
Biological process (GO): negative regulation of apoptotic process; protein folding
Cellular component (GO): mitochondrial envelope; endomembrane system; cytosol
Molecular function (GO): peptidyl-prolyl cis-trans isomerase activity; protein folding chaperone; protein binding
Source: RefSeq, a predicted model, not a curated record
UUAAUAAGUUUAUAAUGGAAAACAUCGAAAUUAAUUAUACUAAUGUGAAUUCUGGUAAUAUGCAACAAAUUAUAAAUGGUACAGGUAGUGAACACACUAAAGAUACUGCAUGUAAUGAAGAUGCUGAUAGUUUGAAUUGUUUAAGUAACCCAAACACUGUUUUCAAAGAAUAUCAAAUUAGUGGACACACUGAUGUUUUGAAUCAUUUAAAUAAAGAAUUUAUUGACAAAGGACAAUCAAAUAAUGGAUGUACAGAUUUUAUAAACAGUGCAAGUAAUGGAUACUCUGGUUUUUUGGAUCAUUCCAUUGAAUGUGAUGAUACAUACCGUUUCAAUAAUGAACAUCCUGAUGUUAUUGAACAUUCACCUAAUGAACACACUUAUGUUACAGAGGUUUCUUCUAAUAAUCAACCUUGUGUUAUGAACUAUCCAAUUACUCCAGUUAAAAGUUAUAUUCAAUCCCCUGGGAAACGAAUAAAUGAUGUAUCUGUUGAAGAUGCUCAAAACUCUGCUGAAAUUACUGAAAAUGGUUUUCCUGAUGUUUCUAUUGAACAUUCUGCUGAGGUUCUUUCGUGUUUAUUAGAUUCUGGUAAACGAGUAAAUGAACUUCCCGUUGAAGUUGCACAAAGUUUGUCUGAAAGAACAGAAAAUGGCUUUCCUGAUGUUACUAUCGCACAUUCUGCUGAGGUUCUUUCCUGUUUAUUAGAUUCAGGUAAACGAGUAAAUGAACUUCCUGUAGAAGUUGCACAAAGUUUGUCGGAAAAAACAGAAAAUGGUUUUCCUGAUGUUUCUGUUGAACAUUCUGCUGAGGUUCCUUCUAGUUUAUUAGACUCAGGAAAGCGAGCUAAUGAGUUGCCUGUAGAAAUUGCACAAAGUUUGUCUGAGAUAACAGAAAAUGGCUUCCCAGAUGUAACUGUUCUAACGUUGAACUUUGACGAGGAAAAGUAUGAUUCUUGUAACCAAAAAUCAGAUAAUAAUAUUCAAGAAAAAGAAAUUGUGGAAACCAUUAAAAGUAGUCCUUGUCAAGAAAAUAAUGCUGCAGUGAUCAGUGAACUUUUGAAUAAUGCUGCAGUGACCAGUGAACUUUUAAAUAAACAAACUUUUGAUCAAGCUCAGAAAGAUGAUAAAUCUGAAAACAGUUUACACAAAAAUCAUUCUCAAAUCGAAUCUCAGAGCUCUGAAAAUCAACAUUCAAAUCAUAAUCAACAUUUAAACCAGUCAGACAUUGUCGUGUCCAAAAAAACACCUGAACUAGAAUCUGUUAUAAUUGAAGACAAUUUGUUUUUAAAAGAAACACCUGAACUUGAAUCAGUUAUAAAUGAGAAUUUAUUUUCGAAUGAAACACAUGAACUAGAAUCUGUUAUAAAUGAAAAGAUUUUGUUUUUGAAAGAGGUGCCAAAACUAGAGACAGUCAAAAAUGAAGAAUGUUUGUUUAAUAAAGAAUUAAAAACUGAAACAGAUAAUUUUACUUCAAUUCAAAAAGACAUUUUAUUACAACAACCUCAAAAUAUAAUAUUUAAUCCUGAUCUUAACCAUAACACCGAAAAUAAAAAAGAAACAAGUGAGUCAAUAAAUACACCAGACAAUAACCCUAAAAAAGAAACAAGUGAUUCAUUAAAUGCACAAGAAAAUAACCCUAAAAAAGAAACAAGUGAUUCAUUAAAUGCACGAGAAAAUAACCCUAAAAAAGAAACAAGUGAUUCAUUAAAUACACCAGAAAGUAACCCUAAAAAAGAAAUGAUUGAGUCAUUAAAUACAUCAGAGGUUGAAAAAGAAGAUAAAACUUAUUCAAAAUUACCCACUGCUAAAAAUGAAGACAUAGUUCCAUUACAUUUACCUUUAGUUGAGCAAGAUUUAGUUCAAUUGCCUUCAGUUGCUCAUGAAAAAAAAGAAACUUCAGAUUUUACUACUGAAAACAAAGAUCUAUCAUCUGUAGAUCAAAAGAAAUCGUUAACAAGUUCACCAACAGUAAAAGAUGAUACUGAGUGGUUAGAUAUUUUGGGUAAUGGAUUACUAAAGAAAAAGGUUUUAAAGAAAGGACUUGGUCAUAAAUCAAGACCAGUCAGUGGUGAUAUAGUCACUAUAAAAUGCAAAGGAAUGCUAUCAGAUGGAACAAUUGUUGAUGCACAUGACUCCUUACAGUUUGUGCUUAGUGAUGAGGAGGUUAUUCAAGCUUUUGAUUUAUCUGUUGCAUUGAUGGAGAAUACUGAAGUAGCAUGCAUAUUUACCGAUGCUAGGUAUGCCUAUGGAAUAUAUGGAAGACCUAGUUUUAUUCCUCCUAUUCCCCAAAAUGCAUCAUUAACGUAUGAAGUCGAAAUUUUAUCAGUGAAGCCAGGACCAGAUAUUACACAACUUUCUAGUGAAGAGAGAAUCAAAUAUGCUAAUGCAAAAAGGGAAAGAGGAAAUGAACUUUAUAUGAUUGGUGAUCAUUCAUCUUCGAUAAAUGUUUAUAAAAGAGGUUUAAAGUAUGUAGAGGGAAGUUCAGAAACGAAUGUUUUAGAAAUGAAGGUUAAGUUAUUGAAUAAUUUAUCUGCUGCACAACUUAAGGUGAAUGCCUAUGCAAUGGCUAUUGUUUCACUUGAUUCAGUUCUUAGAGUUGAGCCAAAAAAUACAAAAGCUCUAUUUCGGAAAGGAAAGUGCCUUGAAGGUUUAGGAAAUGAUGAGGAAGCAUUAAAAUGUCUUAAAGAAGCAUCAACCCUUGACCCACAUAACAAAUUGAUUCAUCAAGAUAUUGCAAAAGUCCGUUCUCGACUUGCAGUAACUCAAAAGAAAGAAAAAGAAAUUUAUGAAAAAAUGUUUUCACAAAAAAAGAAAGAAAAAGUUAUUCAGAAUGAGCCUUCAGUGUGGCCAUACAUAAUUGGUUCUAGUCUGGUUGCAGCUAUUGGUGUUAUAUCUGGUAUUCUAUGGUUUCGCAAGCAUUCAUAAUUUUUUACAAUUUUGAUUUUUUAGAAAAAAUUUUAAACAUAUUUUUAUUCCUA